CACGAUCCAGUGGGAUAAGGUCGACAGGCAUACCUAUACGGAAUAAUGUCUUUGAUCGAAAACCACACGAAUCGCGACUGGACGGCGGCGGCCGUGGUGUUCGUGUUGGCCGCCGCGUGCGUUUCGCCGGCGGACAACGCGAGAAUAUUGGCGGUCGAGACAGCUUCGUGCAAGAGCCACUGGAACUUCAUGAGCGCGGUGCUCCGGGCGCUGACGGACGGCGGGCACAGCGUCACCGCGUUUACGCCGCUCCCGGACGGCGACCGGGAAAAUUACACGGAAGUGGAUACGUCCGACGUUCUGUCAAUAAUAGGCGGCGUGGACAUCAUGCGAUUGAAACUGGUGGUGAACGACCAGCGGACGGUCGUUGCGCAGACGUUGAAGUUGAUGAGAAACAAUUGCCACUGUACGUACAACGACCGCCGACUCAGCGGCCUGUUGGCCGACGGCCUGGACGGCCAUUUCGACGCGGUCGUCAUCGAACCCGGUUUGCCCGUUUGCGUGACGUACGCUACGGCGGGCACGGGCCUGCCGGUCAUAUACACGGAGCCGAUGGCGAUGCCGUUUCUCGCGGAUCGCAGAAAGGUGGGCGACGUGCCGAACCCGGCGGCCGUUUCCUCCAUACUCACCCGUCACGCCGUCCCGGCGACUUUCGCGCAACGGUUCUUCAACGCUUUGCUGUCGCUGUACGCCGAACUGUCCAUCGCCGUGCUGGACGCCGCGGCGUACGUGAUCGACCCGAAACCGUACGAUGCGUACGUUCCGGUCCCGCCGUCAAUCGUGUUCACCAACGGGCAUUACGUUAGCGACGCGGCGAGACCGAUUUCACCGAACGUUGUCAACGUGGGCGGCAUUCAUUUAAGGCCGCCCCGGAGACUGCCAGAAGUAACGAUGCCAUAGCAAUAAUGCUUUUUACAAAUUUUCGUAAAUUAUAAAUCGAUACGUUGUAUUGUUUUUACGAACCGGUAGAACGAACGUGUUACCGCGCACGUUUGAAUGAACAAUUUUCGCGUAUCACCGCGCAGAGAAAUAAUACUGCCCUGCAGACAAAUGUCUCGCAGUACGGUUUAUGUACGUGCGCUAUCCGUCUCUUCCCCCCUACCCUCCCCCAGUGCUACAAUAAUCUACAUAACCGAUUUAUUUAUUCUGUUUUUGAAAAACUGACGGACAUACUUCGCACUUCGCAUUAUGGGCGGACCGCUGUUGUAGGUGAGAAGCUGGCAAGUUCGGACAUAGAAGGGAAUCGAGUUGAUUAACUAAAUAAUUCAAACAUACACGGAUAGAUAGUCCUAUUAAAAAUUAGUAACGUAUAUCCGUACGCAACAAUUAAUGUUUGCUAACGUAAAACGUUUCUCAGCGGAGUUUGGUUGUACACGUUUUGAAAGGCCGCAGUAAUUAUGAUUUUCGUCUAAAUUUAAAACUAAAAUUUUUAUAAAAAAUUCAACAUUACACUCAAUUUUUGUUUACACAAAAUUACGGUUUAUAAUGAAACUCCUUUUCAAGAAUUUCUGUUUGGUCAAACAAUUUUAUUCACAGAGUACCUACCGAAUAAAAAUCACGUUAAAAAUCUUGCACAUUUAAAAUGGUUAUAAAUAUAUUUUAAAAAUGGCUAAAAUAUUUUGAAAAUUUUGGCAGGUCUAUAAAAAGCAAAUAUAAGUUUUCUGAACAAAUCCCAAGUCUCUGCGAAUAUUUUUAACUGAAUUACAACAAAAAACAAAAUUUAAAUUAAUACAUUUUUUUAAUUUUCUCGUUUUUUCCCAGUUAAUAAUUUCCCAAUUAUUAUGAAAAUCGCUUGGAAAAUUAAAAAUUGAUCUUCUUAAAGUAUCAUCUAGGUAAAAUUUCCUUUCAGGAAAGUGAAUACACUUCAAAAUUUAGAGAAUACUUUCUGGUAGAAAUGCUGUUUACAGAAAAAUUAAUCACCAUUAUGAAACCAUGUAUAUGAAGUUUGCUCCCUCCCCUUCACCCCAAACGAUUUAACGAAAAAUGAGGUCAAAUAAUUAAAAAUUAAUUGCAAUUAAUAGGAAAUUUUGUUAGGUUAAUUGUAAAUUACAUAGUUUUUUGGAAAAUCAUUUUUUUUUUUUUGGGGAGGCGCAACUUUACUUAGCCCUCUCCCACUUGGCUUAUCAGCGUUGAAAUAUAUUUUGACACAGUAAUCAUUAUGUAUAAUAUUAUACAAAUAAAUUUUCACACCUUCUAAUUUUGUGUACAUUAUUUUAGUUAAAAAAACAAACUUUGCUACCAUUAGGCACAUGCGCAUUUUUUCAGUUGACAUUUUUUUGCAUGAGUUUUGCGAAGUUUUGUAUUCCGCUGAAAUCGAAAAAAAAAAUUAAUUCGAAAUAUUCUCUUGAACCCUCAAAAAGCUCGUCAAGGUGAUCAUCUUUUAUAUUCACGACAAAAUCGCCAAGAACGAAAAACAUAUUUUUUUUCAAAGUACCGGUAAAAUCAAAUCGAAGAAGUUUGUAGAAAAUCUACAAAAACAAACGUGCUCAAAUGAAGUUAUAGAAACAUAUGAUAAUUACUAUGCUAAUGCUCUUCAAUGUUCGGUUUACGUGUUACACCAUCAGUCUCGAUACUUUUUAAUUAGCCCUCGUAAUUUCAAAUUAUUAUUGUUUACCGUGAAAACAAAAUAACUAUACAGUUACACGAACGAUUUAUAAUAGCAUUUUAAGCUAUUUGGAAUUUAUAUAAACUCAAGUACUUCACCGUGAAUGAUUAUUGUAACAAUUCAUUAAAUUUAUUUGACGUAUUUACUGAUUACAGGAUAUAUUGGAAUUCAUUGAAAAUUCACCACACGGAGUCAUUUUGUUCACAUUUGGUUCAAUCGUUUCAAUAUCAUCAAUGCCCAAUAAUACUAGGGCUGUCUUUUUAGAAGUAUUGGCUCAACUCCCACAGAGGACGUUGUUGAAAUAUGAAGGUGAAAUGCUGAUUGAUAAACCGGAUAAUGUUAUGAUAAGGAAAUGGUUACCUCAACGGGAUAUACUCGGUGAGGUCAUCACAAUGUUAAAAACACAACGGUUUAUGAAAGUUAUUGAUCAUAAAAUUUGAUAUAUUACUAUUAAUAAUAUAAUGUGCAUUAAUAUUAUGAUCUUUGAGUACUGAUCAUUUUGUGUAUCGUAAUAAAAUAAAAUAAUUUUAUCGGUUGAUAUUAAUUUAAAGUGCAUCCAAAUGUCAAGCUGUUCGUCAGUCACGGGGGAAUCUCCGGGGUGUACGAAGCGGUGGACGCCGGGGUUCCCGUUCUAGGGUUUCCGGUUUUUAGCGAUCAGUACCGGAACAUAGACAAUUUGGUCAAAGCCGGGAUGGCGAUCUCAAUGGAAUUAUUGUCCGUGUCCAAAGACACGUUUUUCACAAACGUCGUAGAGCUCAUUAACAACGAAAAGUAAAUCGAUUGUUCGUGUCAUUUAAUCUUGACGUUUAAUUUAAUAUCCUUCGUUUUAGAUACAAGAAAAACGCCGAGAUCGCGUUGAGUAUAUUCAAAGACCGUCCGAUGUCACCGCAACAGUCGGUAGUGUACUGGACCGAAUACGUGAUUCGUCAUAAAGGAGCGCCGCAUUUGAAAUCGCACGCGCUCAAUUUGUCGUGGUAUCAAUACUUCUUGUUGGACGUGAUUGCAGUCGUGUUGAUUUUAAUUUCGAUCGUAUCUUACGUAAUUUAUAGAGUAUUCAAAUUGUUGUAUCAAUAUUCGUUUAAACGUUAUUUCAGCGUUAUUAAAGAAAAUCGGUCACAUAGGUUAAAAAACGACUAAUUGAUAAGUCAUAGGAAGUAAUUAAUAGUUA
Cinara cedri is the source of this 3773-nucleotide messenger RNA. The record is from the annotation of a GenBank genome assembly. NCBI's taxonomy places the organism in Eukaryota, Metazoa, Arthropoda, Insecta, Hemiptera, Aphididae.